AUGGUCGCCCAGAUGACGAUCGAGGUCUCGUACCCUCUCCCACCAGACCUCCCACCAUCUGCCGUGCUCGCCGCCCUGCACACCUCGUACGAGCCGCUGAUGAAGCCUCACCCAUUCCAAAAGGGCUUCAAGCGGCGCCCGCUCUCGGUCGACGAGGUGGUGGAUGACCCCUUCUUCCGCGCCGACGGCCGCAAGCUCGAGUCUUACGAGGUGUCGGACCGCAUCCCCAUCCUGCCGGGCGUGCACAAAGACAUCACCGUCCCGGCCGUCUUUCAGAGCUUCGACGGCGGCGUCAGGUGCCGCGCCGACGCACCCGGGGGCGUGCGCAUCUGGAGUGUAUACGAGCCGAGGAAGGCUGCUCCUGCUGCUGCAGGUGGCGAACCGGGUGGUGCCGGGUACGAGCUGCACGAGACUGCUGUCAUUGAGUGCAAUGCUAUCUUCAAGCGGUUCGUCGCAAAGAACUUUGAGAGCUCGCAUCGUGAGAACCUCAAGGGCAUAGUGGGACUCCUCGCAGAUAUGUACAGGAAGGGGGAGAAGUGA
Messenger RNA from Pyricularia grisea, 540 nucleotides. RefSeq lists its product as uncharacterized. The record is from RefSeq and is a predicted model, not a curated record. The coding region runs from base 1 to 540 and encodes 179 amino acids. Lineage: Eukaryota; Fungi; Ascomycota; Sordariomycetes; Magnaporthales; Pyriculariaceae. The transcript has a single exon.